Molecule: messenger RNA, 2595 nt
Organism: Silurus meridionalis
Lineage: Eukaryota; Metazoa; Chordata; Actinopteri; Siluriformes; Siluridae
Product: CD276 antigen
Exons: 5
Coding region: 237-1148 (303 amino acids)
Biological process (GO): T cell costimulation; cellular response to lipopolysaccharide; cell surface receptor signaling pathway
Cellular component (GO): external side of plasma membrane
Source: RefSeq, a predicted model, not a curated record
AAAAGGAAGCAUGUGUUUGACUGAAUGGAUUGCAGCAGGGUGCACGCAGCGACUGACUCACAGAUUCGAGCAUUCACGCGUGGGCUCGUGCCAAUAAUCAGUGUGACAGUGUCAAACGGCUUUCGUUUUUUGUAGGUCAAAGUCGAGAAGUAUUUCUGAGUUCAGGAGGAGGGAGUUCACAAAGGGGUUAAUAGGGUAGAGAAGGAGUAUUUAUAUUCAGCCAGAGCUCCGGUGGGAUGUCGGAACAGCAACACUCUAUUUCUGUCUGCGCGUGGAGACGGUGGAGGAAAAAAGCACCAGCAAUGCACGCAGUUGGAUAUCACAGGGUGGUGCACAGCACCUUCCUCAUCUUCCUCAGUGUAAUCAUCAUCCAAUGUUCAUACGCAGACCCAUUACAUGUGACGGUACCACAAAGUCGUUUGACCGCAGCCAGGGGACACUCUGUGAUUCUUGGAUGUGAAUUCUCCCCUGACUUUGGACAAAACCCAGACAUUUCCAGCUUGGUUUUGACCUGGCAACGAAAAAAGGAUGACCGUGUGGUUCAUAGCUUCUAUUAUGAACAGAACCAACUGAAUACUCAAGACUCUGCAUACCAGAACCGAACAUCACUCUUCAGGAACCAGCUAAACAAAGGAAAUGCUUCAGUCAAGAUCGACAAUGUGGGAGUGCAGGACGCCGGACACUAUCUCUGCAUUGUGAGCACCAAUCAAGGGACUGACAAAGCAGAGUUACAGCUAGACUACGGAGCUUUCUACACAGAACCGAGGUUAACCAUCAGUGUAGACUCCUCUGACAUUUCAGUGCAGUAUGAGACGGAAGGAUUCCCUGCUCCCGAGGUGAUGUGGAAAGGAGAACAUGGCGAGAACCUCAGCAAUCAAACGACGACAUCUAUGCAAUCAGACGCAGGAAUGGGACUUUACUAUAUCAAAAGCAGUUACACGGCACCAAACAAACCACUGAACUUCACAUUUAUUCUCAAAAACCAGCUGCUGCAACAACACCUGCAGAGGCCCGUCAUCAUCUCCGGUGCUCAGCCCUCCUGUCAUAAGGGAAUUAUUGUACUUGUGCUUGUAGUCUUUUUGGUAAUCUUCGUCGUGGCAGCAGGGAUUGCCUAUAUAUAUAUUCGCAGGUUGAAAAGACAGAAAUAAGCCAUGCAGAGUUUGUAGAGUGUGUCGUUUGAAGAACAAGACGUUUCAAAGCAACCUUUAAUUUGGCACUUGAAAUCAUUUAAAUGUGCCUUCUCUGGCAACAUUGCCUGAGCCUUUGCAGCAUAGCAUUCAUGAUUUAGCUUUUUAUUUUUUUUUUUCCUGAAUUCCUUUCAAGUACUUUCCCAGAGUCCAUUGCACAUCUUAUCACAAGAAACAACUGGUACUUAUUGUUUAGAAUUCGCCCUGUCUUUACAAUGAAGAUGAUAACAGCUGUCUGAAGGCCACAAAAAGUGUUUGUGCCUCAAAGAUAAAUACUUUCCCAAAAUGGCCUCAAAUUCCAGUAGUAGUUUUCAGCCAAUUUGAGAUUGUGCUUGUGGUUAAAUCCUGUUCUUACAGUGAAAUUUUUUCUUUCUUUCAUGUGUUCACAUAAGGUGUCAUCCACAGUUUGAUGAUUUUUGAGUAAUUAAACAGUUAAAGGUAAUAAAUCAAGGAGGCCGAUUUGAAAACGAAUGAGGUCAGCUGUAAUAUCAUCAAGAUUUGGCUAGCUUAGAUUUUUUUUCCCCCCAAAUAUCCCCUUUUUUUUUAAUCACGGCACAUGCUACGUUUGUAAAGAAAACCUGGGUUGGUCUGGAAAAAACAACAAAAAAAAAACAGUUGUAAGAUUUAAUUGUACACAAACACAUAUUUUAACUUCAGUUUCAAGCUCUGCUGCUUUCCUUGUGAAAUGAAACCUGUCAGUGGUUGUGCUAGCAAGUUUACUCCAUCAGUGAUUUAGCAUAAUUUUGCCUAAAAAAACGCCAUUACAGAAAUGUGUGGCGAUUGUGUGUGUGUAUAGAAAUGAAGUCACAGUACACAGUAAUAUGUACAGUAAUAUAACUAAUAUAACUAAUAUAAUUCAGCUGUACAAAAUCAAUGUUGCUUUGAAAUGACCUGACUCAACCCCUCGGAUGUAAAAGGGGGAAGAUGUAUUUUUACUUUUUAGUAUGUUUGUUGGAGUUUCAGUCACAGGUUUUCACUCUCAAGUCAUAUCCCAGAAGCCUGAAGACAAAUGUAAACGAUUAAACAAGCUAGUUAGCCAUUGCAUUGUUAGCCUCCUACCUCUUACCUCAGCGCUUACCUCCGACAAUGAUUUCGUUAAUUAUUUCCCAGCAUGGAUGUUCUUUGCAGAUCAUGAAAGUUUUGAAAAAUCACAUCGAUGGAUUUAGGGAUAGUGGAGAAAGUAAAACAGGUUAAAUCGUAAUUCAGGCUUCAGGAGAUGACUUUCUUUAUGCGCCAUUGUAUUCCUCAGAUUUUCUGUUUUCAGAAUCAAUCAAUCUGUCUUUGCUGCUGAACGGUUGUGUUAAUCUGUAUAGAAUGAUCCUUGAUAGAUAUAUUAAAUAACUUUUCUACAUGUCUACAGUAAAUCUUUUUUUUUUUUUUUUGGACAAUAAAGCUUAAUAUAUUAUCA